Molecule: messenger RNA, 330 nt
Organism: Colletotrichum lupini
Lineage: Eukaryota; Fungi; Ascomycota; Sordariomycetes; Glomerellales; Glomerellaceae
Exons: 3
Coding region: 1-330 (109 amino acids)
Source: RefSeq, a predicted model, not a curated record
AUGGCCAGCCCGGCGCUCAAUUCGCGCCGACCGCCGUCCGGGUAUAGCACGAACGUCGUCAUUCGCGCAAACCACAUCGAUUCGACCACGCCGGUGCGGUCCCGAGGUACGGAGAUGGGGACGAUGGGGCCUUUCAUUGGUCAGGACAGCCUGGGAAAGCAUGGAAUGCCAGGAAUGGAUACCGAGGACACGAAGAGAGGAAGGGGCCUUUCCCUCGGACGGGUGCCACUCGACGACGACGAGGACGACGACGACGGCUACGACAACGACGGCACGUCACAGAGGGACCCCUGGACUCUCCUCCAUCAGAUUCAGACUUGGACUGGGUAA